Molecule: messenger RNA, 447 nt
Organism: Olea europaea var. sylvestris
Lineage: Eukaryota; Viridiplantae; Streptophyta; Magnoliopsida; Lamiales; Oleaceae
Exons: 2
Coding region: 1-447 (148 amino acids)
Molecular function (GO): nucleic acid binding; RNA-DNA hybrid ribonuclease activity
Source: RefSeq, a predicted model, not a curated record
AUGUAUGACAAUGAAAUUCUUGAAAUAUUAGGUGUUCCAAUAGCUCCUAUCUCUAUGGCAGCACCCCAGCUGGUUAGUUGGAAGAGACCAGGAAGUGGUACCUCCGGUGGAAGCGAUCUGAUUCGGGAUAGUAGAGGUAAACUGAUUUCCGAUUUUGCUCAUUACCAUGGCGUGGCAACCAACACCUUUGCCGAAUCAUGUGCUCUUAGGGACAGGUUAGCUAUGUGCAAAGAACGGGGAUGGGAGGAUUUUGUGGUGGAGUCAGAUUCUACGCUAAUGGUUAAAUGGGCACAUGAAGGAAAAUGCAUUUUAUGGGACUUGUGGAAAGAUAUUUAUGCCUUGAUUGAAACCAUCCGUGCCAAGAUAUUAAGCAUCUACAGGGAAGGUAAUAUGUCAGCAAAUUACUUGGCAAAAAUGGGAGUUACUGGUAACUCUUUCACCAUGUAA